AUGGCCACCCCGGAGGAAGAGAGUGAGUUCCACCUCAUAUCGGUUAACAGCCGCGCAUGUGAAGAUAUUCUGAACUCCGUGAAGAAGAGGAGCCGCUGCGAGGAAAUAAACAAAAAGGCAGUAUCCUUCGAGAGCAGGGUGCUGCCGAAGAACAGCGUAGGGGAGGAGGCGGAGCAGGAUGGUACCCCAGGGGAAGACGGAACAUAUGCGGUAAAAAUCCCAUCGUUAGAAAAAAUAAAAAAAAAUGACAGUCUAUUUUUGAGAAAAAAAAAAUCAUGCAUAUAUAACGAGACCAAGUACAAUAAAUUUGUGGAAGCAUUCAAACAACAGGAAUUAAAAAAAAUAAAAAAAUUUCAUCAUGUGUACAAAUGGAAAGUAGCAUUGGUAAUUUUGCUCGUGUUAGCCAUUUGCUUCACCAUGAUUGGCAUUUUCAUUUAUUAUGAGUCAAGUCACGUAAUUGAAGUAAACAUAGAGUAUGACUCAGGGGACACGACAAAAACGUUUUCAGUAAAACACCCCAUGAAGCAACCAGUGUAUGUAUAUUAUAAAAUAAGUAAUUUCUACAGCAACUUUAAAAAUUUCCUUUCAGAUGAAUCGCAGGCAUUGGUUAAGGAUAUCAGGUGUAAAUAUAUAAAGACAUUUGAGGACAUAUAUAGAUAUAGGUGUGUUAAUAAUAUUCAAACCCUUCCUGAAGUGAAUAACGAUUUUGGUGUUACAGGUUUGGGUACAAAUUCAAAAACGUUAAGAAGCAACGAAUCAUGUGAUGUGAAUUCCCUGUCCCCAGAACAAAGACGGAGGAAAAUUUUUCCAUGUGGUUUAGUAUCGGCUUCCAUUUUUAAUGACAAAAUUAAACUUUCCCUGAACAGAAAAAUUUUCAUCAUUGAUAAAUUUCCCAUAUUAAAUUAUUACGACUUUUUUUCGUAUAUAAAAAAGCAUAAAAAAUAUGCCUCCGAUUAUAGGGUAUGGAUUAAUACCUUUUCUCCUGAUUACAAGAAUUGGUUUCAUCCUCCUAUGACUUCUUCCUUUAUUAAGCCUUAUGGAGUAAUAUUUGAAGACUUACAGCCUGGGGACAGUUAUAAAAUUGAGUUCACACAAAAUACGUGGCCUGCAAAACACUGGAAGGCAAAGAAAUCAUUUCAGUUGGUGUCUUUGCGAGCUGUGGGGAAUAGCGCAUACGAAUUAGCCUACUCCUUUUUCCUCCUAGCAAUAAUUUACCUCAUUGUCAUAAUCGUUAUGCUACUUUUAGUCAAAUCAGGAUACUACAAAUUGGGCAAAACAUUUUCCUAUUGUAAAAUGUCCACUGUUAAUAAUGUCACUGAGCAAACUUUUUUUCGAAAAAAGUCCAGCCUGAAGAAAAUGGCGGAAGCAGCAGCCAGGGCUGCUGCGGCAGAACCGACGCGCCCGGCGAAGGGGGGAGCAGGGGCCUCCCAGGUAGAACCCGAUGGCAAACGCAAGAAGGGAAGUUCCUACGAGCGCGUCCCCAGGGCUGUUGGGAGCUGUCCACAGGUGUGUCUGUGCCCCCUGCACUAG
Molecule: messenger RNA, 1530 nt
Organism: Plasmodium fragile
Lineage: Eukaryota; Apicomplexa; Aconoidasida; Haemosporida; Plasmodiidae
Exons: 2
Coding region: 1-1530 (509 amino acids)
Cellular component (GO): Golgi apparatus; plasma membrane; endoplasmic reticulum
Source: RefSeq, a predicted model, not a curated record